Alternaria ventricosa is the source of this 306-nucleotide messenger RNA. RefSeq lists its product as uncharacterized. The coding region runs from base 1 to 306 and encodes 101 amino acids. Lineage: Eukaryota; Fungi; Ascomycota; Dothideomycetes; Pleosporales; Pleosporaceae. The record is from RefSeq and is a predicted model, not a curated record. The transcript is spliced from 2 exons.
AUGGCCAUGUCCAAGUACGAGACCAUCAUCUGGGAGAAAGAGAUGAAGGACGAGAUCAAGUUUAUUUCCUACAAGCAAAGAAUCUUCGCGCCUGGACCUGCUAAAUACAGGUCUGCCCUCAUCGUGUACGACGGACCGGACGACAACUACUGGAGAGUUCUGAUGUGCGCGGAUUCAUCAGAAUCUUCUGUCGGUGCGAGCUUAGAGGCACUUCUGGGCGAGUUGCGUGAGCUGAUGGAAUCGCAUAUGAGUGAGUCUCACAAUACGCUCGCUGAACAAGUUUUCUGUACUUUAAUGCUGACUUGA